UGAAUUAUAGAAUGUACAACUAAUACAUUUCUGUAUGGGCUGUUCAUUUCUCAACACGGUUUCCUCUUUCUCUUUUUCCUAUUGAUCAUCAUUAUCAUUUUUAGAUUUUUUUCUUGAUUAAUCGGCAAAGAAUUGUCGGUAGAAUUGAAGCUCUACGGUCAUUGCCGUCCAAGUUGGGAGAUUUUUCUUUCCAAAUAACAAGAAUUAUAAGGAAUUACAAAAGGCACGUUGCAAACCGUGAAGAACUUCGACAUUUUUGUGGUCGACGACCUCAAAUUAUGCAAAUUUGGAAAGGUUGGUGUAGAUGACGGAUGUAUAUGAGCAAGUUCGAUCCAAUGUAACGGUGAAAAACCGGGCAAUGAUUUUGUUUCUUGAUCCUAAAACAUGAUUAGAAUCAAGUGGACAAAAUAAUUGUGGUGUUUUGAUGGGGUACAAAAGGGUAUGGUACACAUUAGCAGUGGUUUUCUCAUUAUGUCUUUCAUAUUCUUCAUCUUCAUUUGGGCAGACCAUGAACAACAGUGUCUCUGCAGCUAAUUCAUUAGAUAUUCUUCUUCAAAAAUAUGCAUUCAAGGAAUUAUUAGUCCAUAAUCGUAGGACUGGUUCUCUCUACCAUUCUGUUCUUCCUACAAAUUUAACGGGCAUUAGAGUAUCGGUUGUCCGGUUAAGAAGCGGUAGUUUUUGGAUUAGAGGAGCGAAUUUUAGCGAUUUUCGUAUACCACCAAGAGUUAAACCAAUUCCAUAUGUGAAGAGAUUAGCCAUAGUUUAUCAAAAUUUAGGGAAUUUAUCUUCUCAGUUUUACAAUGUACCUGGUAAUUAUUCAAUGCUUACUCCUGUUAUUGGUUUCAUUGUAUACAAUGCAACCAAUCUAAACAACGUCAACGGGAUGAAAAAGCUAGCGAAUCUCACCACAACGAGGAACUCGAUAUCGAUUCAUUUUAAACUGCCGUCCGGGUUGAAUAUUUCGCAGGCCAAAUGUGUUAAGUUUAAUGAAGAUGGGUCUCCACAUUUUAGCCAAUUGAAGCAUCCAAAUAUUUGUUUGACUAAUGACCAAGGUCAUUUUGCGGUUGUGACCGUGCGUCCGGAGCCGCAUCCGGAGAAGAAGAAGAAAGAUAAGAGGUUGUUGGUGUGGUUGAUUUUAAGUAUUGUAUUUGGAGUGUUUGCAUUGUUGUUUAUUGGAGUGCUUGGGUUUGUGGUUUAUAGAAUUGUGAAGAUGAGAAGAAUUGGUGCAAUGGAAAAAGAAGCUGAAAAUGGUGAAGCAUUUGAUACAAUAUGGGUUGGCAAUAGUAAAUUGCCUUCAGCUACAUCAAUGAGAACAAAUCCUAUUAUUGAGUAUUCUGAAUCAGCUCCUUAUUGAUUCAAUUCAUUCAUUCAUUCAUUCAAUCUCUGUUUGUGUAAGGAUUUGAUUGCAAAAUUUUGUAUAAAGGUUAAGAAAUUUUUACUCUUUUUGUUGAGAUUUGUAAAAACAUCAUUAAUUUACUGAUAAAAUUGGGAUUUUUCAUCAUGUGAUUAUUCUUUUCCCUUCAUGAGAUUUGUUAGUCACACAUUCUGUCAUUUAUUGCACCAAGAGAAAUUU
Messenger RNA from Papaver somniferum (opium poppy), 1573 nucleotides. RefSeq lists its product as uncharacterized. NCBI's taxonomy places the organism in Eukaryota, Viridiplantae, Streptophyta, Magnoliopsida, Ranunculales, Papaveraceae. The coding region runs from base 425 to 1354 and encodes 309 amino acids. The record is from RefSeq and is a predicted model, not a curated record. Gene Ontology annotation, cellular component: membrane. The transcript has 2 exons.